Raphanus sativus (radish) is the source of this 770-nucleotide messenger RNA. RefSeq names its product auxin-responsive protein IAA20. Gene Ontology annotation, cellular component: nucleus. The transcript has 3 exons. Gene Ontology annotation, biological process: regulation of DNA-templated transcription. The coding region runs from base 103 to 630 and encodes 175 amino acids. Gene Ontology annotation, molecular function: protein binding. Lineage: Eukaryota; Viridiplantae; Streptophyta; Magnoliopsida; Brassicales; Brassicaceae. The record is from RefSeq and is a predicted model, not a curated record.
UCUUGAUCUUCUAUAUAAACAGACACGUACAUACCGAGCAUGGCGGCUCAUUACUCAUUUGUCUCAACCUAAAAAAGAAAAAAGAUUGAAAGAUAGAUAGCUAUGGGAAGAGGAAGAAGUUCUUCGUCGUCUUCUUCUAUAGAGAGUACCAGUAAGAGCAACCCAUACGGUGGCUCUUCAAGUACUCGAAACCUAAGCACGGAUCUAAGGCUCGGACUCAGCUUCGAGGCAUCCUCAGGGACGCAAUAUUUCAACGGUGGUUACGGGUAUUCUGUUGUAGAUCCGGGGGCGGAUUAUACGGCUGCGGUGGCGGAGGAAGAGGAAGAAGAGAACGAGUGUAAUAGCGUAGGGAGCUUCUACGUGAAAGUGAACAUGGAGGGAGUUCCGAUUGGGAGAAAGAUCGAUCUCAUGUCUCUUAACGGUUACCAUGAGUUGAUCAGAACCCUAGAUUUCAUGUUCAACGCAUCCAUUCUCUGGGCUGACGAAGAAGAGACGUGUGGCCACCAGAAGAGUCACGUGCUAACAUACGCGGACAAGGAAGGUGACUGGAUGAUGGUUGGGGAUGUUCCGUGGGAAAUGUUUUUAUCGACCGUGAGAAGACUGAAGAUUUCAAGAGCUUACCACUACUGAUGUUUAAGUCUACUUGUGUUGUACUAUUAAAAGUAAUGCCAAGAAAAAAUGUUUUUGUCUUAUGUAAAUUUAUUGUCAGUUAUUUAUUAUAUUAUUUCCUGUUUUUCGUUUACGAUGAUAGUACAAACAUUCUGAACUCA